AUGGCGAGCUCCCCAACGUUGUUAUCCCUUCCACCGGAAAUACGCAACCGCAUCUAUGAGUUCGCACUUACGCCAGAUCGGGGAGCACUUUACCACGUUUACAACCAAGCAUCCUCUGGGAAGAAGUCGUUCUUUUUUGAGCCCAGCUCUCCAGAGCCCGUCGAUUUUUCGCCUGCCUUGGACGCUCAAGCUGAGUUCAACCAGCUGAAGUACGUGAACCGCCAGCUCUACUCCGAAACGGCCGCAGUGGAGUUGGAGUACUGUCGCAACCUGUUCUUCGACUAUAAAGUUUCACGCGAACGUGCUCAGGGUGCUCAGGUCGUCAGCUUCCUAAAGUCGGUGUCGCCAACAAUACGUGCCCGGCUAUGCACGAUCUGUAUUCGAGAUUUUGACGAUGCUUCUCCGGUAAAUCGUCAGUUCCAUGACAGCGCGACGACCAUGUCAAAUCUCGACUAUUUCUGCUGCCAACAUCCAAAUCUUAGUAUUCGCUACGAGAUAACCGGGUGGGUGAUACGAUCGACAGGUAUGGGAUACUUAGAGGGCUUCCUGGAUGGCCUUUAUUGGUCCUCUACCUUGCGUAACGAAACCUUCAGCAACACACCUUUCUCGGCCCGAAUCGUUGCAAUCGCAAUGUUUCUGGGCCGCGACAUCUCUGGCACCUAUACCAUUUCGGCUCGUACUCCCAGAGAAUGGAAGGUGGAACUCAAGGCCAAAAAUCUGCGCUUCUUCCCUGUGGCAAUCGGCAGUGAUGGAAAGCGAUUGUCUACUCUCCCAAAAGUAUGGCGUCCUGUGAUCCCCUGGGCGCGUCACGAGACCGAGGCCAUACACGCCCAGAUGGAGCAGUGGUACAAUGUUGGGCUUUGAGCGCCCUAUCUAGAAAAUCCC
Molecule: messenger RNA, 885 nt
Organism: Boeremia exigua
Lineage: Eukaryota; Fungi; Ascomycota; Dothideomycetes; Pleosporales; Didymellaceae
Exons: 1
Coding region: 1-864 (287 amino acids)
Source: RefSeq, a predicted model, not a curated record